Messenger RNA from Gastrolobium bilobum, 1299 nucleotides. RefSeq lists its product as uncharacterized. The record is from RefSeq and is a predicted model, not a curated record. Bases 1 to 1299 code for a protein of 432 amino acids. Lineage: Eukaryota; Viridiplantae; Streptophyta; Magnoliopsida; Fabales; Fabaceae. The transcript has a single exon.
AUGCAUCUGCGAGGCACUGUUAAUCCCAGUGACCUACAGUACGAACCAGAGUUAGGACGUUUAGAAAGAACUAAUAGGAGACGUUUGACCGCAAAGAAGACACAAGACGCAUCGAGCUCCAAUUCUGCGGAAGGACUAGUCAUGGCCGAGGAAAACCAAAAUCCACCCGAAGAACUGAUGAGUCACUUCUUAAACCCUAAUUUCUCGCAUCCGACUGCGAGUAUUAGGAGACCUCAAAUCCAUGCCAACAACUUCGAAAUAAAAGCCUCCUUCCUGAAUUUAAUCCAAAGUAAUCUAUUCGAAGGAGACCCAAUCGAAGACCCAAACCGCCACAUCACUAAAUUCCUACAAUUGUGUAGCCUCAUUAAAGCUAAUGGGGUUCCUCCUGAAGAAAUCUGUUUGUUGUUGUUUCCCUUUUCUUUAAAAGGAAGAGCACUUAAUUGGCUGGAAUUACAACCUGCUAAUAGCAUCGCUACGUGGGAAGAUUUGGUUGAGAAAUUCCAAAAGAAGUUCUUCCCAUUAUCCCGAUUCUCUGAGUUGAAGGAACAAAUUGACAACUUCAAGCAACUCGAAGGCGAAUCUCUGUGCGUAGGAUGGGGAAGAUUUAAAGAACUAAUCAGGAGAUGUCCCCAAUACGUUUUAUCUAAUGGCGAGAAAGUCCGAAUUUUCUACAAAGGAGUUACUCCGACUUAUCGAGUACUUCUUAACGCUGCAGCUGGAGGGAGUAUCGGAGAAAUCACUCCCACAAGGGCUAUUGAACUGAUUGAGAAGAUGGCAUCUGAAGACAACGAGGUCACACGAGUUCAACCUAAGAAAGGAGUGUUGCAGUUAGACGGGUACAACGCUGUGUUAGCCAAACAAGACAAGAUGGAUCAAAGGUUAGAUUCACUUGUUAAACUCUUUACCCAAAAUCAAAUCUCUGCGGUUAAUUCGCAAUUUCCUGUAGUUUGCGACACUUGUGGUGGACCACACACUCCUGAAAACUGUGACGCUACGGUAACAAUUGAUUCGGCUCAGGUUCAUGGAAUCUGGAAUAAUCAGAGGAGAGAAAAUCCUUAUGGAAAUACGUAUAAUCCGAGCUGGAGAAACCAUCCUGGUCUGUCAUACAAAUCUGGGCAUCAACAAAAUAAUACAAAUUUCCAACAAGAUCAACCUAAUCAGAAGGCCGCUUGGGAAGUUGCAUUUGAAAAGAUGACUCAAUCUCAAGCAAAUUUCGCAGAAGAAACGAGAGCAUCUUUUAAGAAUCAAGAAGCUUCCAUAAAGAAUCUGGAGAAUCAAAUUGGUCAGCUUGCCAAAUAG